Dibothriocephalus latus is the source of this 690-nucleotide messenger RNA. NCBI's taxonomy places the organism in Eukaryota, Metazoa, Platyhelminthes, Cestoda, Diphyllobothriidea, Diphyllobothriidae. The record is from the annotation of a GenBank genome assembly.
UUGUCUCUUUCGAUUGAGUCCCCGAACACCGUUGCUUCCUUGCUUCUACCGGACGUAUUCAUCUAUUUGGCUCAGAAUUACCGCUUCACUGGAUCUAGUAUCGAUGAAAUCUGUGACUACAAUUCUUCGGUUGCUUUAGGCUGCUUCCAAUACUUUUUGUCACAGUUCUGGCUGACCCUUAGAAUGAUCUACGGUAAAUUACUUCAUGGCGCUGUCAGCAACCCACCUCUACAGAUGACCAGUCAGAACUCUCAGCCGGCUCGAAAGCCUAUGCACCCUGCGUCCACGGCCCGAGACACCGGCAAUGUUCACCGGAAGAAGUACGGUGCACAGAGUACAUCGGCUGCCACGCUGACAUCCCAGUCGCGUCUCAGUGUGCUCAACUUGGUCUCGCCUGAAGAUCAUUGUGCAGAGGCUCCGGUGAAGCAUGCCGUCGAUUUUCCCGAGGCUAGUUCGGCUAGCAACAAGGAACAGACGGAGAGGUCUGCCGACUCGCUUAUACCAUCAACUGGUGAUGCUGCCAGUACGCAAGUGGCUGGAAGUCUUGGAGAAUCUGUGAACUUCCUGUUCUCUGAUCAACCUUCCGAUUCACAAGUAAACAGUCUCGCGGCGAACGCAGUCGUACAUGAUUCACAACAGUACAUGAAAAAGGUCGGUGUUGAGCCCUCGGAGGCCGGCGGUCGUAAGUAA